Penicillium verhagenii is the source of this 681-nucleotide messenger RNA. Its product is annotated as GNAT family N-acetyltransferase. The coding region runs from base 1 to 681 and encodes 226 amino acids. Gene Ontology annotation, molecular function: acyltransferase activity, transferring groups other than amino-acyl groups. The record is from RefSeq and is a predicted model, not a curated record. Lineage: Eukaryota; Fungi; Ascomycota; Eurotiomycetes; Eurotiales; Aspergillaceae. The transcript has 3 exons.
AUGCCUGCCCUACUAGAAGACCCCUCAUCCCACAACCCCCCACCCCAGGCACACAUCCAAGCAGCAAGCACACUACUCCCCCGUCACACAACCCUCCCCAAAUCUGCGUCCGCAGCUAUCACCUUGUACCCGAUCAGCAAUGGCCCUUCCAGCAUCCCCCAGGACUUAAUCAAGUACCUGCAUGCUGAGUUCAGCGCAGAAAUUGAGCGCGGCACCACCUACCCCAUGGAGCAGGCGUUGGGGCUCCAGCAGUUCGCAGAGUACUGGUUUGGUACCUUUGCGGUUGUGGCUAUUCUUGACGAUGAGGAUUCUGCUGCCAAUCCUGCUGGUGGGUUAAGGGAGGGGCGGGAUUGGGAGAAGGCUUGUUUGGGAACUUUUUAUAUCAAGCCCAAUUAUCCUGGCCGAUGCUCUCAUAUCUGUAACGCUGGCUUCAUCACAACCAACCUAGCUCGUGGUAAGGGUGUAGGCCACGCCAUGGGUGAGACCUAUUUGGAAUUUGCGCCGAAAUUGGGAUACAAGUACUCAGUCUUCAACCUCGUCUUCGCGAAUAACCCGGCUUCCAUUCGCAUUUGGGAGAAAUUAGGCUUCAAUGUUAUUGGGCGAGUGCCCAAGGCGGGGCGAUUGGAAAACAGCGAGGAGUUGGUUGAUGCCUUGAUUUUUGGACGGGAAUUGGGUAAUUAG